Molecule: messenger RNA, 2912 nt
Organism: Carica papaya (papaya)
Lineage: Eukaryota; Viridiplantae; Streptophyta; Magnoliopsida; Brassicales; Caricaceae
Biological process (GO): spliceosomal complex assembly; mRNA splicing, via spliceosome
Cellular component (GO): precatalytic spliceosome; post-mRNA release spliceosomal complex; Prp19 complex
Molecular function (GO): protein binding
Source: RefSeq, a predicted model, not a curated record
CCAUAUUGAAAGUCAUCCAAACACCUCACAAGAAAUCAGAGGCUUCCUCGACACAAAAGGCUCGAGGGUUUUCAAAAAGAAAACGGAAAGAAGGGGAAACUCCGGUGUCUUUGAAGGAAGGAGCGAUGGAAACGGUCUAGUGGGAGAAAGGGUCACUCGAGCAAGGGAGGAGCAUGGUAAGAGAAAGAAGAGAGAAGAAAGUAGCAGAAGAAAAACAGGAGAGAGGCCGAAUAGCCUGGGUAUAAGAAAUUUUGAAAAAGAAAGGAGGGAGAUCAGGAACAAGCGAGGUUAGGGAGUGCCUUUGCACGGGUUUAGCCAUCUGGAAGCAACCACAAGAAGUGUUCGAGUGUGGCUAUUUGGCUGCUGCAGAAUCAGGUGUACUGGAAUCAAAUAGGGUUAAGGAAUUCAAUUCCUCACUGACCUGAGGAAGUUCGAUCACCUUUCAGGGUUCUGAAUAUCAAGUAUCUACCAUGUCAUCGGGGAAAGAGGCUGAUCCCUCUCUCGGCUACUUGACUCGAAAAGACAUUGAGGUUAAGUUGCCUCGUCCGACUCGGGUCAAGAACAAAACCCCAGCUCCUGUGCAAAUCACAGCCGAGCAAAUCCUUCGGGAGGCACGCGAGCGGCAGGAGGCAGAAAUCCGUCCCCCCAAGCAGAAGAUCACUGAUUCCACCGAGCUUGCUGAUUAUAGGAUCCGCAAGCGGAAAGAGUUUGAGGACCAUAUUCGUCGUGCGCGGUGGAGCACUAGCGUCUGGGUUAAGUACGCACAAUGGGAGGAGUCCCAGAAGGAUUUCAACCGUGCUCGCUCUGUCUGGGAACGAGCCUUGGAGGUGGACUACCGGAACCAUACCCUCUGGUUGAAGUACGCGGAGGUGGAGAUGAGGAACAAGUUCAUAAACCACGCCAGGAACGUUUGGGACAGGGCAGUGACAUUGCUUCCCAGGGUGGACCAGCUAUGGUACAAGUACAUACACAUGGAGGAGAUGCUAGGUAAUGUAGCUGGUGCUAGGCAGAUCUUUGAGCGGUGGAUGAAUUGGUCCCCAGACCAGCAAGGUUGGUUGUCGUACAUCAAGUUUGAGCUUCGGUACAAUGAGGUGGAUCGUGCUAGAGGUAUCUUUGAGCGGUUCAUACAAUGCCAUCCCAAGGUUUCGGCGUGGAUACGGUAUGCUAAAUUUGAGAUGAAGAAUGGAGAGGUGGCUCGGGCAAGGAGCGUGUAUGAACAUGCUGUGGAGAAGCUGGCAGAGGACGAGGAGGCGGAACAGUUGUUUGUGGCGUUUGCUGAGUUCGAGGAGAGGUGCAAAGAGGUAGAGAGGGCAAGGUGCAUUUAUAAGUUUGCUUUGGAUCACAUUCCCAAAGGGAGAGCAGAGGAUUUGUAUAAGAAGUUCAUGACUUUUGAGAAGCAGUAUGGGGAUAAAGAGGGGAUUGAGGAUGCCAUUGUGGGUAAGAGAAGGUUUCAGUAUGAGGACGAGGUAAGGAAGAAUCCUUUGAAUUAUGAUUCUUGGUUUGAUUAUAUUAGGUUGGAAGAAAGUGUGGGAAAUAAGGAAAGGAUUAGAGAAGUUUAUGAGAGAGCCAUUGCCAAUGUACCACCUGCUGAGGAGAAGCGGUACUGGCAGAGAUACAUUUACUUGUGGAUUAAUUAUGCGCUGUAUGAAGAGCUUGAUGCAGAAGAUAUGGAGCGCACCAGAGAUGUUUAUAGAGAGUGUCUUAAGCUGAUUCCUCAUGAGAAAUUCUCAUUUGCAAAAAUAUGGCUUUUAGCUGCACAAUUUGAAAUACGACAGUUAAACAUCAAGGGUGCUCGUCAAAUUUUGGGAACUGCCAUUGGCAAGGCUCCUAAGGAUAAGAUAUUUAAGAAGUAUAUAGAAAUCGAGCUACAACUUGGUAAUAUGGAUCGUUGUAGGAAACUCUAUGAGAAAUAUCUGGAGUGGUCACCUGAAAAUUGCUAUGCUUGGAGCAAAUAUGCUGAGCUAGAGAGAUCCCUCUGUGAAAUGGAGCGAGCUAGAGCUAUUUUUGAGCUCGCUAUUGCCCAACCGGCCUUGGACAUGCCAGAGUUGUUAUGGAAGGCAUACAUUGAUUUUGAAAUAGCAGAAGGGGAAUUUGGGAGGACGAAGGCUCUCUACGAGAGACUGUUGGAUAGAACAAAGCAUCUCAAAGUGUGGAUCAGUUAUGCAAAAUUUGAGGCAUCUGCGGUGGAUUAUGACAGCAGUAAUUCAGGCCUAACAGAAGAUGAGGUCCAAAUACGAAAGAAGGAAUGUAUUGAGCAUGCAAGAGAGAUUUUUGAAAGAGCCAACCAAUAUUUCAAGGACUCUGCAUCUGAGUUGAAGGAAGAAAGAGCUAUGCUUCUAGAAGAGUGGUUGAACAUCGAGAGCAGUUUUGGCGAGCUUGGAGAUGUUGGCAUAGUCCAGUCCAAGUUGCCAAAGAAACUGAAAAAGAAGAGGCAGAUUACUAGCGAAGAUGGUUUAUCUGGGUACGAGGAAUACAUCGACUAUUUAUUUCCUGAGGAAUCUCAGGCUACAAAUCUCAAGAUUCUAGAAGCUGCAUACAAAUGGAAGAAGCAGAAAAUUGCUACUGAUGAAGAAUAGCUGGAUUCUGACUGUUCUGUUCCGUGUACUUCUCUCUAGAGUGAUCAAAAGUCCAAGGAUUUGUUACCUGGAAUGCAAAUAUUUGGAACAGUGAAAAUUUGCUUUAGGAACUGUUGAAAAAAAAAGUUAGCUUGGUAGUGACGAAAGAAGAUUAAAGCUAAAAGCUUCUUCUGCUAGAGUUUGAAGAAAUUUGUUUGUAAAUUGAGAUGGUAGAUGAUUCAAAAGGUCUGCCAAGAUAUUGAUAACUUGUAAUAUUACUUUCUCUUGCGCCUGUCGUAUCUAAUAUUACAUUUUAAAUAAUCACUCUGUAAUACUUAUGUUGCAUCAUUCAUACUA